AUGAGGAAGAACCCAGCAAUUGAGAUCACAGGAAAAGUGAUGAAGCUAAAGCUCCCCUUGCCAGAAGCACAUUUACUGUCCACAGGAACCACAGGAAAGCUCAACACUAGUUUUGAAGAAGGCUUCAUUUUGGUGGGCUUCUCAGAUUGGCCUCAACUGGAACUUGCCCUUUUUGUGUUGAUUUCCGUUUUCUACUCCCUAACUCUCUUUGGCAAUACUAUGAUCAUCGUUCUCUCCCACCUGGAUCUUCGGUUGCAUACACCCAUGUACUUUUUCCUCAGUCACCUUUCUUUCUUGGACCUCUGCUACACCACCAGCACUGUGCCACAGCUUCUGAUUAAUCUUCAUGGACCUGACCGGUCCAUCACCUAUGGAGGGUGUGUGGCCCAGCUCUUUAUCUCCCUCGCAUUGGGUUCCACUGAGUGUGUGCUUCUGGUGGUGAUGGCCUUUGACCGCUAUGCUGCUGUCUGUCGACCACUCCACUACAUGACCAUUAUGCAUCCCCAUCUCUGCCAGACCCUGGCUGUCAUCUCCUGGGCAGGAGGCUUCAUGAACUCUUUAGUUCAGACAGGCCUCAUGAUGGCCAUGCCCCUCUGUGGCCUCCAUCACCUGAACCACUUCUUCUGUGAGAUGCCUGUACUCCUAAAGCUGGCUUGUGAAGACACACAAGGGACAGAAGUGAAGAUGUUUGUGGCCCGAGUCAUCAUCUUGGUUGUUCCUGCAGCACUAAUUCUAGGCUCCUAUGUACACAUUGCUCAGGCAGUACUGAAGGUCAACUCAACUGCUGGAAGAACAAAGGCUUUUGAGACUUGUGGAUCUCAUCUCUUGGUGGUUUCACUUUUUUAUGGCUCGGGCAUCUACACAUACCUCCAACCUACACACAGUUAUUCUCAGAGUAAGGGAAAGUUUGUUGCCCUUUUUUAUACUAUAAUUAUCCCCAUGCUCAACCCUCUGAUUUAUACCCUAAGGAACAAAGAUGUGAAAGGGGCUCUAAGGAGGGUACUGUGGAAAGGCAGAGACUUAGGCUAG
Molecule: messenger RNA, 1029 nt
Organism: Chrysochloris asiatica (Cape golden mole)
Lineage: Eukaryota; Metazoa; Chordata; Mammalia; Afrosoricida; Chrysochloridae
Product: olfactory receptor 2Y1-like
Exons: 2
Coding region: 1-1029 (342 amino acids)
Biological process (GO): G protein-coupled receptor signaling pathway
Cellular component (GO): membrane
Molecular function (GO): G protein-coupled receptor activity; olfactory receptor activity
Source: RefSeq, a predicted model, not a curated record